Nelumbo nucifera (sacred lotus) is the source of this 2489-nucleotide messenger RNA. Its product is annotated as pre-mRNA-splicing factor SLU7. NCBI's taxonomy places the organism in Eukaryota, Viridiplantae, Streptophyta, Magnoliopsida, Proteales, Nelumbonaceae. Gene Ontology annotation, biological process: mRNA splicing, via spliceosome. The record is from RefSeq and is a predicted model, not a curated record. Gene Ontology annotation, cellular component: spliceosomal complex. Gene Ontology annotation, molecular function: pre-mRNA 3'-splice site binding.
UCUCUCCUUCUCUCGAUCCCAAACCAGAAGCGGCGACGACCAUCUCUCCUCCAUCUCUCCUCCGGUUCCUUCUCCCCCAUCUCUCCCUCUCAUCCUCUCUCUUCUCCAUUAUCCCUCCCUGUUGAAACCAGUCCAUUCUAAUCCACCGAAGUCUACUGUUCACCAUCCUCUUCCUCGUGAAGAAUGGAACCAGAGGCGGCGGAGAACUAAUCCAAUCUCCACCUCCGGUCUCUCUCUCUCUCUCUCUCUCUCUCUCUCUCUCUUUCUUAUCCCUUCUUCUUUUUCUUCUUCUCCUUCUCCACCUCCGGUCUCUCUCUCUCUCUGUCUCUAGGGUUCUCUGUGACCAAAGAAUUCGGGUUUUAGAUCAACAGGCCAACCAUGGCAACAGCUUCAGUGGCAUUUAAAUCCAGGGAGGAUCACAGAAAACAACUAGAAUUAGAAGAAGCACGGAAAGCUGGGCUUGCACCAGCUGAAGUCGAUGAAGAUGGGAAAGAAAUUAACCCUCAUAUUCCUCAGUACAUGUCAUCUGCACCUUGGUAUCUCAAUGCAGAGAGACCGAGUUUAAAGCAUCAAAGGAAAUGGAAGUCAGAUCCAAAUUACACCAAAGCCUGGUAUGAUAGGGGUGCAAAAAUUUAUCAGGCCGAUAAAUAUAGAAAGGGUGCAUGUGAAAACUGUGGAGCAAUGACACAUGAUAAGAAGUCAUGCAUGGAAAGGCCUCGAAAGGUGGGAUCAAAAUGGACAAACAAGCACAUUGCACCUGAUGAGAAGAUAGAGACCUUUGAGUUGGACUAUGAUGGCAAACGUGACCGAUGGAAUGGGUAUGAUCCAGCAACAUAUGCUCGUGUUAUUGAGAGAUAUGAAGCUAGAGAUGAGGCGAGAAGAAAAUAUCUGAAAGAACAGCAGCUGAAAAAAUUAGAAGAGAAGAACAAUAACCAGAAUGGUGAGGGUGAAGUUAGUGAUGAGGAUGAUGAUGAAGAUACCCUGAAGGUAGAUGAAGCUAAGGUGGAUGAGAGCAAACAGAUGGACUUUGCUAAGGUUGAGAAGCGUGUGCGCACAACGGGUGGUGGGAGCACAGGAACAGUCAGGAAUUUGCGUAUUCGGGAGGACACAGCAAAGUAUCUUUUGAAUCUUGAUGUGAAUUCUGCACAUUAUGAUCCUAAAACCCGAUCCAUGCGUGAGGAUCCUCUUCCAGAUAUGGACCCGAAUGAGAAGUUCUAUGAAGGAGACAAUCAAUAUAGAGUUAGUGGGCAGGCAUUGGAGUUCAAGCAGCUUAAUAUUCAUGCAUGGGAAGCCUUUGAUAAAGGCCAGGACAUCCAUAUGCAGGCUGCUCCCUCUCAAGCUGAACUUCUUUUCAAAAAUUAUAAGAUUAUUAAGGAGAAGUUGAAGUCUGGAAUUAAGGAAACCAUUAUGGAGAAGUAUGGCAAUGCAGCUUCUGAAGAAGAGCUUCCAAGAGAGCUUCUCAUGGGGCAAACUGAGAGACAGGUUGAGUAUGAUCGUGCUGGUAGGAUCAUUAAGGGUCAGGAGACGUCCUUACCAAGAAGCAAAUAUGAAGAAGAUGUGUACAUUAAUAACCACACAAGUGUUUGGGGUUCCUGGUGGAAGGAUCACCAAUGGGGCUACAAGUGCUGCAAACAAAUGAUAAAGAACAGUUACUGUACAGGUGCAGCUGGAAUUGAAGCUGCUGAAGCUGCAACUGAUCUCAUGAAAGCUAAUAUUGCUCGUAAAGAGGACACUGAAGAGAAACCAGCAUCAACGGAGGACAAAAAUCUUGCUACAUGGGGAACUGAUGUACCGGAUGACUUGGUCCUUGACAAGAAACGACUUGCUGAGGCACUUAAGAGGGAGGAUGAAAGAAAGAAGGAAGAAAAAGAUGAAAAGAAGCGGAAAUACAAUGUGCGAUGGAAUGAUGAGGUUACUGCUGAGGAUAUGGAGGCAUACAGGAUGAAGAAGAUCCACCAUGAUGAUCCAAUGAAGGACUUCUUUCACUGAAUUUGGACUAUGUACUUUCUUCCAUCUCAAGCAUAUUUAAAUGGAGUCAUAUAUCUGUUUUCAAGGUUAUUGUCUGCUUUAAAGUGGAUCGAAGUGGUUCUCCCCCAACCUAGAGAAGUAAUGGAAUUCGGAUGAGAUGAACGCAAGGUUCCACGCCAGGCUCCAUUAUGAUUGGUGUGGAUCCCAUGUAGAACUUUAUCAUUGGUUCCACAGCCAGCCGAAUAGCCAUCGCGUUCAGCCAAACCUUGCUCGAAUUAAUGAAGUCGUAUAUCUGCUUUUGUGUAAGGUUUCUCCCACGGGGGACCUCCAUUUUAUGUGUAUAUUUUUUUUGAAACUAGGAAAUGUCAGGAGUACCGUUGGAAAUGAAUUCCUCUUUUCUGUAUUCAAUAGUGCGAUAAGAAAAAAUGGUCUUUGUGGUUUGUAUCAAGUAUCAACUGUUAUAAUGAGAAUUGAUGUGUAGAUGUGAAAUCUAAAUUUCUUCCGUUCAACCUGAUUGAUUA